AUGAACUCGACUACCUCAACGGCACCCAGCGACCACGCUCCGAUCGACCUUGACACCACCCUUGGGGCAGCGUUCUUCGGAUUUUGCGCUGGUGCCAUCUUGUUUGGAAUCACACUACGACAAGCGUACCAAUAUUAUACGACCAACCUUCAUGAUUCAAUACUGCGCAAGCUGAUUAUUGCCAUUGUCUGCUUGCUGGAUGCAUCACAUCUGGUCUUCUCAAUGUACAUGGUGUACUCCUUCAUCAUCCAGUUGUUAGGGUACUCUGAAGCUGAAGUGAAAGUACUUUGGAGCGUUAAGGCUCUCGCGACCACUCAGACAAUCCUGAUCGUUUUCGUACAAGGAUACUAUCUCUCACAAAUAUGGCGAUUGUCCGGGAACGUGCUGCUAGGAAGAAAGCUUGCUGUGGCUGCACAGGCUUUCGUGAUUUUCAUUGUCCUGCUUGCAAUUGUGGUUGCAAUAAUUUUCCUUAGCCAAUUACAAAAGGUCGCGGAUAUUCUUAGCUUCUCUGCUGGCUUCGAGUACGUGGUAUACCUCGGGUUCGGUACUACGGCUCUCAUCGACUGCGCCAUUGCGGCGGCCAUGUGUCUCUUGCUUCACAAGAGCAGCGCCGGUACCCUGAGGAGCGAGACGGUGCUAGAGAGCCUGAUUCAAUAUUUUAUCGGCACUGGGCUUUUGACGAGCUUCGCUGCGAUUAUGGUCAUUGUUUUGUACAUUGCUCGACCUCGCACACUGCUCUAUCUUGGGAUGGAAUUCUCGGUCACUCGGCUGUACGCAAACUCGAUACUGGCCAUGUUCAACGCGCGUCAACGCCUCCGCGGGCGGUUCGACGAGUCGAUUGAGAUCAAGCUGCCCAGCAACGUCUUCUUCGGCGAGCCCGACUCAAUGGCGCAAAGCCUCAUCGGCGCCCCGUUCUCACCUGGCUCGCCCACAAAAGUCGACAAGGUUCUCGCCGUUGCAUGCGUCAGAGUGUAUCUGUAA
Cyclocybe aegerita is the source of this 981-nucleotide messenger RNA. Lineage: Eukaryota; Fungi; Basidiomycota; Agaricomycetes; Agaricales; Hemipholiotaceae. The record is from the annotation of a GenBank genome assembly.